AUGGGUAAAGAAGACGAAGAAAUGAGAGGUGAAAUCGAAGAGCGCUUAAUCAACGAAGAAUACAAAAUCUGGAAGAAAAACAGUCCCUUUCUCUACGAUCUCGUCAUCACCCACGCCCUAGAAUGGCCUUCCCUCACCGUCGAAUGGCUCCCGGACCGCCAAGAGCCGCCGGGGAAAGAUUACUCCAUUCAAAAAGUCAUCUUGGGAACCCACACUUCCGAAAACGAGCCCAAUUACCUCAUGUUAGCGCAAGUGCAGCUCCCGCUCGACGAUUCCGAGAACGAUGCUCGUCAUUACGAGGAUGAUCGUCCGGAAGUUGGGGGGUUUGGGUGUGCUAAUGGGAAGGUGCAGAUUAUUCAACAGAUUAAUCAUGACGGUGAGGUGAAUAGGGCUCGGUAUAUGCCGCAGAAUAAUUUUAUUAUUGCUACUAAGACUAUUAGUGCCGAGGUUUAUGUUUUUGAUUAUAGUAAACAUCCUUCUAAGCCUCCUCUUGAUGGGUCUUGUAACCCUGAUUUGAGGUUGAGAGGCCAUAAUACUGAAGGGUAUGGGUUGUCUUGGAGUACUUUUAAACAAGGGCAUUUGCUUAGCGGCUCUGAUGAUGCUCAGAUUUGUUUGUGGGAUAUUAAUGGGACUCCCAAGAAUAAGUCUCUUGAUGCUAUGCAGAUUUUUAAGGUACAUGAAGGUGUUGUUGAAGAUGUGACUUGGCAUUUGAGGCAUGAGUAUUUAUUUGGUUCUGUUGGAGAUGAUCAGUAUAUGCUUAUAUGGGAUCUUCGAACACCGUCUGUUACCAAGCCUGUUCAGUCUUGCAUUGCUCAUUCAAGCGAGGUUAACUGUCUGGCGUUCAAUCCCUUCAAUGAAUGGGUGGUUGCUACUGGUUCUACUGAUAAAACAGUGAAAUUGUGGGAUCUGCGCAAGAUCACCAAUCCUCUUCACACCUUUGAUAGUCAUAAGGAGGAGGUUUUCCAGGUCGGCUGGAAUCCAAAGAAUGAGACUAUCUUGGCUUCUUGUUGUCUUGGUAGGAGACUCAUGGUGUGGGAUCUUAGCAGGAUUGAUGAAGAACAGUCAGCAGAAGAUGCUGAAGAUGGUCCACCAGAAUUGCUCUUUAUUCACGGUGGUCAUACGAGCAAAAUAUCCGACUUCUCUUGGAACCCAUGUGAAGAUUGGGUUGUUGCUAGUGUGGCCGAAGACAAUAUACUUCAAAUAUGGCAGAUGGCAGAGAACAUUUACCAUGACGAAGAUGAUAUGCCAGAACAGUCAGUGAAGGCCCCUUAA
Molecule: messenger RNA, 1272 nt
Organism: Vicia faba (fava bean)
Lineage: Eukaryota; Viridiplantae; Streptophyta; Magnoliopsida; Fabales; Fabaceae
Source: the annotation of a GenBank genome assembly